Messenger RNA from Daucus carota subsp. sativus, 1944 nucleotides. Its product is annotated as zinc finger BED domain-containing protein DAYSLEEPER-like. Lineage: Eukaryota; Viridiplantae; Streptophyta; Magnoliopsida; Apiales; Apiaceae. The transcript has a single exon. Gene Ontology annotation, molecular function: protein dimerization activity; DNA binding. Bases 1 to 1944 code for a protein of 647 amino acids. The record is from RefSeq and is a predicted model, not a curated record.
AUGGAAACGGCUAAUGAGAAUAAUGAACAGCCCAACAGUAUCAAGAGAAAGAAGUCUAUAGUCUGGGACUACUUCACAGUCCAGGAAAUCAGUACUGACUGUAAGAAGGCUUUCUGCAAUCAAUGCAAAAAGUCAUUUGCUUACGUUACUGACUCGAAGCUUGCAGGAACAAGCCAUCUAAAGAGGCACAUUAAGGAUGGGAUCUGCCCAGUUGAACGACAGAAAAAUCAGGGGAUGACUCAGGUUAAUUCGUCUACCCCUUUAAAGACUGAUGGUGAGAAACGUACAACCUUACCCAGAAAAAGGGACACAAGUAUGCCUGUAUCAGCACCAGUCCAUGAGAUUGCCAGAAUGAUAAUGCUUCAUGAAUAUCCACUAGAUAUGGUGGAGCAUACUGGAUUCAAUGAAUUUUUACAAGCUAUGCAGCCUCAGGUCAAUAUGUUGAAUACUGAUUCUAUCCAAGAGGAGUGUCUCAGUAUUUACGCCAGUGAGAAGCAACGCAUAUCAGACCUUCUUAAUGGGAGUUUGGGACGUGUUAACCUUACUUUGGAUCUGUGGGCAUCACAACGAAGCCUGGGAUAUGUACUUUUGACUGGCUACUUCAUUGAUAGCGAUUGGAAAUUGCAAAGGCGGAUUCUUAAUGUUGUCAUGCUACCGUUUCCUGAUUCAGAAUCUGCCUUCAACCAUGCCGUUGUAGCUUGCAUAAAUGAUUGGGAUUUGGAUGAUAAGCUAUUUUCGCUAACCUGUGACCAAUCUUUUGCAGCUGAAGCUGUGAGAAGGAAUCUCAGAGGUCUCCUCUCAAUUAAAAACCCUCUUGUUCUCGGGGGUCAGCUGUUACUUGGGAACUGUUAUGCUCGGGUCAUAAGUCAUCUUGCUCUGGAUGCUUUAAGUUCAAUGGUGAAAACCAUAAAGAAAGUCCGCAAUAGUGUUAAGUACGUGAAAACGGCAAAAGGUUGUGAAGCAAAGUUUAUAGAAUUGAAGCAAAAGCUUCAAAACCCUAGCACCAAGAGCCUUAUCAUUGAUGACCGAACAAAAUGGGACACUACAUAUCAUAUGCUGGUGGCUGUUUCCGAAUUGAAAGAAGUAUUCUCUUGUUUGGAUACAUCAGAUCUAGACUACAAACAAACGCUGUCGACAGAAGAGUGGGAACAGUUAGAAAUUCUCUGCAGUUACUUGAAGCUUUUCUUUAAUGCUUCUAAUAUUUUAACUUCUCCUGCCUGUCCGACUUCUGAUAUAUUCUUCCAUGAGGUGUGGAAAAUUCAUCUAGAAUUGACUCAUGCAGCAGUGAGUGUGGAUACUUUCGUUAGCAAUCUGGCCAAACCUUUGCAAGAGAGAUUCAGUGAAUAUUGGAAUGGUUGCAAUCUAAUUCUUGCAGUUGCUGUGACUUUGGACCCGAGGUCAAAACUGGAGCUGGUGAAAUACUCUUUCUCUAAAAUUUAUGGCAAGGAUGCUGGAACUUGGGUCAAGACUGUAAUUGAAGGUAUUCACGAACUGUUUCUUGAAUAUAUUGCGCUAUCGCUUCCUGCACCAACCUUUGUGGUUGAAGACUGUAACAAUAUUGAAAGUGAGAUGACCCAGGAAGAUGCUCUUGUUCCUGCUGGUGAGGAUGGUAUGUCUGAUUUCGAUGUCUAUAUAUCUGAGAUAAUGAGUAGCCAACACAUGAAAUCAGAGUUAGACUUGUAUCUGGAAGAGCCUCUUCUGCCAAGAACAGAAGAAGGUUUUGAUAUCUUGGCUUGGUGGAGAGAAAACAUGCAGAAGUACCCUACUCUCUCUAAAAUGGCAGCUGAUAUCUUGUCCAUUCCAGUGUACACAGUUGCUCCAGAAUCAGUUUUCGACACUGAAACUAAGAAGAUGAAUAGCUAUCAAAGCUCUCAAAGACCAUCGAUGGUUCAGGCUCUUAUCUGUGCAAAAGAUUGGCUGAAGUACGGGCCAUUAAAGGUUUAA